Messenger RNA from Parasteatoda tepidariorum (common house spider), 4619 nucleotides. The record is from RefSeq and is a predicted model, not a curated record. NCBI's taxonomy places the organism in Eukaryota, Metazoa, Arthropoda, Arachnida, Araneae, Theridiidae.
UAAACCGCGAUAGUUUUCUUUCUCUUCUCUAUCUUCUGCAUUUUUCAGCUAACGUAAACGUAUAUUUGUUUUUACGUCGGAUCAUAUGUGUCCGUAGUUGUUUUUAUCCUUAGUUAAUUAAAUUCCUUUACUACCAGCCUGUGUUUUGUGACUUCUACCUGUUGACUUAUACUCGCAUCAUUUUAGGAUUACAAAAACAGAGUUCUCUUUUAAUUGCGACAAAGAAUGAAACCAAAACUCAGCUUAUCGUAGGAUAACAACACAGAUAAUGAUUUACUGUGAAUUCCUCGUGAAAGGUGUGUGAUUGCUAGUGAUGCCGAAUAUACCUCUCAAUCGUAAUACCAUCACGCGGUUUUGUAAUUCAUACGCUAUGAUAUUUGGACGUAGAGCGACGACCGCUGAAGCUGACGAACAGUGGAAAGGUGAAAAAUGCCUUAGUACAAUGCGCCAGUCUUUUCAUAGGGCUUUGACUACCUGUAAGGCCCCUUUGCCUCCAGGGAAGAAGUACGUUGCCGUCCAGUUUCUGACCAAAGAGCUUCUUUUUUAUGUUGUGGAUGCUAAAGGAAAAGGGCAAGAAGUUUUUGAUGAAGCAAGCAAGCACCUGGGCCUUAUUGAUGCUGAGUUGUUUGGAUUGGCAUUUUACCAAGAUGGUGAAUACAUAUUUAUUGACUUGAAUUUAAAAGUGUCAAAAUAUGCAGUAAGAAGCUGGAAAACUCAUAGCAAUGGCAUUGGAGGAGAUGGACAUCCACUCUUAAUAUUGCAUAUGAGAAUAAAGUAUUACGUAGAUUGCCAUCUAUUAAUCAAUGAGAAAGUUGUCCGUCACCAUUAUUACUUGCAAUUAAGAGAGAAUGUGAAAAACUACUCACAACCUCUUAGUGAAGAAAAGUCCUUUGUGUUGGCUGCUUUAGCUCUUCAAGCUGAUCUUGGGAAUUUUAGUGAAGAAAAGCACAAAAAUCGUUAUUUUGAAAUUGGAAAUUAUUUUCCACCAUGGAUUAUAAAGAAGAUAGGGGAAGAGUUUAUAAUCAAGAAUAUUCCUGCUCUACAUAAAGAUAAUGCUGGAUUGAGUCGAGGGGAAGCCCAAGUUGGUUAUAUAAAAGAAGCCUCUGAUGUAACUGCACCUCAUAACUUGCAUUUCUAUAAAAUGAGAAGAAAAAAGGGAAAAGUUAUUUGCCAGGUUUUUCUUGGUAUCAGUGACAGUGGAAUUCAUAUCUAUGAGUUUUUACAGAAAAAGAAAUUUGAAAUUCUUUCUGAGGGUAGCCCUGACUAUCGCAGAUUUACUUAUUUUGUACAAAGUGAAGAAUUAGCGAAACAUUUGUUAUGGAUUUGUAGAACAACCCACCAUUUCCAUAUGGCUAAUCAAGGGAGAGUUGCAGAUUUGAAAAAGCUAGAACUUGAUGGUGGAAAACCAUAUAGAGAAGCUUAUAUAUACACCGACAAGUACGAUCAAGCUCAAGAGAAAAAGCAGAAUACUAUACCCAGAUGUAGAUCAAAAUCUAAAAUUGAAAAUUCUACUAUCAAUUUGAAUGGAAUUGAUGUGACUGUUGAUAACAGCCAGAAGUCUAAUGCCAUGAAAAUGACAGGAGUAUCCUGGACUAACGAGAAUGGUUUGAAUGGUGUUAAACUGGAUGACUUAAGCACAACUCAACAUCAUUCUAUGGAAGUUCUGCCUUUACUUAAUGGAAGUAAAUUUUCAAGUGAUCUCAAGUACAAAAGUCAGAGUAUACCAUGUUUUACAGAUCAUUCUCUAGCUCCUUAUUCUGAACCAGGGCAUAAUAUUAAUUCUAAUCAGAUGUGGAGCCCUUCCUCCAAAACUGGGACAGCAAUAACUACACCUUCUUCUACAUUAAUGUCAAGGAGUAGCUGUACAUCAAAUACGGACAGUAAUUGUAGCUCCUUGUCAUUAACUAGUGGCUCAACCCUGAAGGUUGGCAGUCUUACAUCUAAGUGCUCAAAUGAUGGUAAUCGAUGGGUAAAAUGUGAUUCUUUUGAAGAACUUCCUGUUAAAAACUCUACUGAAAAUAUCCCUCAGAAGUUAUGUAUAUCCACUUUUGUGGAUAAGCAUGUGCGUACAGCCAGUGUAUAUAAUGCAGUGACUCCCCAGAGAUCGAAUAUUGUCAAAUCUUUUCCAGCUACCUCAGGGAUGUAUAAUUUCCCCAAUAAUGCUCAACCAAGUCUUACAAAUGCCACCUCAUUACUCAUUAUUCCUACCACAGAUAAACCUACUGAUGUUAGGCGAACUCCAUCGUUCAAUGUGUGUUCUGAUUCUGUUCAAAACAAACAUUUAAUGAAGUCUCCUUAUAAAGUGAAAGCAAAGACAACAGUCACUAAACGAACUCCUUCGUUUAACGCUCAUGCGGUAGAUUCUCCUUCUAAAACUCCUUCUUAUGCUUCCUUAUCUCUAGAACCUCCCGUUAGUAUGAAAAAGAUUGAUGUCAAAAGAACUCCAUCUUUAAACUUGUGUGCAGUUCAGCCUGAUAUGAAAUCUGAAACAUUGAACCAAACUCAUUUACAUUUACAAACUAGUGCUCAACAUCGCAGGUAUACUGUGAAUGCUCAAACCCCUCACUCGAGAGCAGUUACCAGGAUAGGUGUGUCUUCUCUCAACCGAGACCAAAGACUUCCUUUAACCCUCUACAAUGACAGGCAAAUAAUUGCAUGUGGCUCUGAGCCUAAUCUAUACAUACCUGUUAAUGAAAGGAGUCCAACUAGGAAGCUGGGAUACUGUGAUGUUUCUAAGUCGCAAUAUCUUCAAAGGCAUCUAAACAGUCGCAGUGAAAUGAACCUUAAUGUGAUAGACUAUGCUCAACAGAAUCAAAAUGGUUUAAUUUCUCCACAUGGAGAAGCGGUUCGAUAUGAUUACGACUUCAGGAAUAGGCAGUUAUCUUUGCCUGAUGUUUGUAGUGAUAUUUUAGAAGCAGAUUUUCCAUGCAUCCCACCUCCUCCAGCUUACAGAAAUGAUAUUGUGAAUGGUGGAUCUGUUGCUCAACUUCCAAAUUUGGAAUUUAUAGUUUCUUCUAAUACUAAUAUGCAUAACAAUUCUGUAUUGAAUUCAAAUAUCUCUCAAUUAACUGAGAAAAGGAAAGAAUUACGAAAAAGUCCUACUCGGCCAGACGUGCUAGACAUUCAUCAACUGCGCCAAAGAAGCCGGGAUUUGGAUCUGCCUCUCAUAUCUGCCCUGUGUAACGACCGAUCUUUACUAAUGCUCCCUAAAACUGUUCCUACCUGUUCAAGACAAAGGCAUUUAGGCACAAAGGAUCCUAUGCGAUUCAACCGCACUACUUCCCUGCCAAAUGGCGAUGGCAUGGAUACAUUUUUAGUAAAUGCAGGUCGUCCUAUGAGCUGGCAUGUUGAUGCAAGCCAUGUACCUCAGUGGACGCAAGUGACAAAACCAUGUUCUGCUUCUUGGGACAACACUAUCACUUCCUACUCACCUCAAAACACAAUAGAAUCUCCGUUACCAUCAUCCCUUCCACCUACAAUAUUAACAUCAUUUGUAAAUACACCAGUUAAGCAAUACAGGUAUACCAGAGAUAGGAGUAACUCUUCCGAUAGUUAUAGGUAUGAUAAGAAUCAAAUGAUACCAACAAAACUGUUGUCUGGACCUCUGGGUGGCAUUCAAAAUACUAGAUUAUAUCCAAAAGGGUUAUCCUCCUGAUGCCUUAUCCUUGAAUACAAGAUAUAUUUUGCUCAAUUUUAUUAUCAUUUGUAUGUAUGUAUAUUGAAAGAUGUGUAUAUUUUUUUAUUAUAGAAAUUUUCACUGUGUGAAAGUAAUUUCAUUAUAAUAUUUAUAAAAAUAAUUAAAAAAAAGUGCUCCAUGAAUUUUAAUUUAACUGCCAUUGGAUUUUUCAAAAUUUAAUAUUGAUUUUUAUUUUCUCUAUAAAAAUAAUAAAACUUGCAUCCGUGAUUGUAUUUAAUGUCAUUUAAAUUAUAAAUCUGUCGGUUUUACUUUGAAUCUUAGUGCAAUGAAAUUUUCUGAUAAUUAGUUUUUGUAAAUUUAAUAUUCUGUAAUUUUGAAACUAAAUUUAAAUCACAGACAUUUGAACUUCUGAAGUAGUCAUUUAUUAUAAACAAGAUUCGCUUGAUAAAAUUUUUUAAUUUGUUAGUCAUAUCUUCACUUUAUUUUUUAAAAGGAAUAAAGUUAUGUAUGCUUGAAUUAAAAGUGAAACCUUUCCUUUUCUAAUCACUCUUUUUACAUUAAGAUUAAUAGGCAAUUUUAAAAGAGUUAAAUUUAUUUAUUGUUUUUUUUUGGUAUGCAUUUUGUGGGAAAAAUUUUAAUGUCUUAACUAAAAGCUUGUGUUAAGAUAAAUAUAAAUAUUACGAGCCCAAUAUAAAUUUUAAGAUUUUUCGAGGUCUUGUUCUAAUUUUAUCUAGUCUAUGUAGACUUGUGUAGAGCUGUACAAUCUGAAACAUAUAUUUUUAAAAUUUAUUUUAUGAAAUGCUUAGCAAUAUAAUUAUGAUAAUUUUUCAUGAGCAUUUAUACUUUUGAAAAUAACGUUUUCUGAAUAAUGGUUACUUUUAGAAUUGUGAGUUUUAACAUCCAGUCAUUGUAUAUAGUAAUUUUAUUUAAAUAUCCUUUGUUUAUAGUAUUUGUCUAAUAAAUUUUUUAUAUUAUUUUCUAA